AUGGGUCUGCUCCUGCCCCUGGUGCUCUGUGCCCUGGCUGUGGUCUCUGGGGCUACCUCUCCACCCGGGCCAGACCUGCCACCCAUCAACCCAACGCCUUUACUCCCCCGUGGCUGCAAUGACUCAGAUGUGCUGUCGUUUGCUAAUUACGUCCUGGGACACAUCAACAGGAACCGCACGCAAGGCUACGCGCUGAUCCUCCAGCGAGUGAACGACGUCCGUGAACACAGGCAGGUUUAUGGUCAAUGCAAAGCAUUAUUUUAUAUGCACAGGACAGCAAGAAUUCUCCAUACACUUUCUUAUAACUGUACUCUUCGCCCAGUUUUUAAAGGAAACACUCGCGGAAUCUGCCCUGACUGCCCCCGCAUCAUUCAACUGUCAGAUCCCAAGGUUUUGGAAGCUGCCAGUGAGUCUCUUGCAAAAUACAACAGUGAGAGCACCUUGAAGCAGUAUUCUCUGGUCGAAAUCACCAGGGCUUCUAGCCAGUGGGUGGAUGGACCUUCAUACUUUGUGGAAUAUUUAAUCAGAGAAGCACCUUGUACCAAAUCCCAGGCCAGUUGCACACUUCAGUUAUCUUUCUCAGAGGCUGUUGGCCUUUGCAAAGGUUCUCUGAAACCAAAUGGCGUAGAAAAGAUUGUCUCUGUAACAUGUGACUUCUUUGAAUCACAGACUCCUGCUCCUGGUGUUGAAAACUCUGCUGCUAACCAAGACCCUGCACACCUGCCCAAGGUGGAAGAGUCCCAGCAGAAAAAGGCAGCUCCCACUGAUGUGCCUUCCAUAGUUUUGCCAAGAGGAUCUGUCCAUUACCUCUCUGGCCUAGGUGAUGAGAAUCCCCAAGGGUCCCAGGAAAAUGGCUAUGUGCAUCUGGAUCUAACCACAAAUCCCCAGGGAGAGAACGUGGAUAUCUCCUUCCUCUUCAUGGGGCCCGUGAGGGAGACCCUGUUGGUGCUACCUUUCCCCUCCAAUGAACAUCGCUCAGCUGAGUGUCCAGGACCAGCUCAGAAGGGCACCGCUAUUGUUCCUCUGUGAAAACCACAUCAAGGACCCUGUGGUCAUCUGGUUGCUGUAGAAAAUGAGAGGAGGUG
This is a messenger RNA of Condylura cristata (star-nosed mole), 1085 nucleotides long. Its product is annotated as fetuin-B-like. Gene Ontology annotation, biological process: negative regulation of endopeptidase activity; binding of sperm to zona pellucida. The record is from RefSeq and is a predicted model, not a curated record. Gene Ontology annotation, cellular component: extracellular region. NCBI's taxonomy places the organism in Eukaryota, Metazoa, Chordata, Mammalia, Eulipotyphla, Talpidae. The transcript has 6 exons. Gene Ontology annotation, molecular function: metalloendopeptidase inhibitor activity; cysteine-type endopeptidase inhibitor activity. Bases 1 to 1029 code for a protein of 342 amino acids.